AGCAGAAUUAAGCAGGGACUGUGACUCAACUCAGUAUCGAACUGUACAGAAAACAUCCCCAAAGACAGAUCGCAUACAACUAUUGAAAAUGUCUGUCAAUAUCCGUCUAGCUGACGCAUCCGAUCAACCCCCAAUCGAAGAAAUUGUCAAACAAGCCUACACCCCAUACAUCGCUCGCAUUGGCCAGCCACCAGGCCCGAUGCUUGAUGACUACGCAACCCUAAUCAACAACCAACAUAUCCACAUCGCCGAACAGGAUAGCAUCAUUAAAGGUUUUCUCGUGCUUAUCCCACAGCAAGAUUCUAUGCUUCUAGACAACAUCGCCGUAUCCCCCUCGGCGCAAGGUAUGGGGAUAGGCCGCAUAUUGCUCGAUUUUGCGGAGCAGGCGGCCAGGGAUGCGGGGUAUGUGGUUAUCAAACUUUAUACGCACGAGACUAUGACAGAGAAUAUUGCUAUUUAUUCGAAGUUAGGAUAUCUAGAGACGCGUCGCGUGCUAGAAAGGGGACUGAAGAGGGUUUACAUGGCUAAGUCGUUGUAAUGUCUAAUAUUCUCUUGAUAGUCAUGUAUACCUUUAUCUAAUCCCUGGUUUAUGGCUUCUACUCAGUGACAUGAAGUGUAUAUUCUAUAUUCUCUUCCAUAUAUCUUUAAUUCCA
This is a messenger RNA of Talaromyces proteolyticus, 653 nucleotides long. RefSeq names its product N-acetyltransferase GCN5. The coding region runs from base 89 to 538 and encodes 149 amino acids. The record is from RefSeq and is a predicted model, not a curated record. Gene Ontology annotation, molecular function: acyltransferase activity, transferring groups other than amino-acyl groups. The transcript has a single exon. NCBI's taxonomy places the organism in Eukaryota, Fungi, Ascomycota, Eurotiomycetes, Eurotiales, Trichocomaceae.